UGAAUCGCUUAUGCUAUGCUCGUUCCGGGGCGCCCUCGCCGCUCCAUACGCUGACGGUCGGUGAAACACGUUGAUGCCACCAGCAAAGCUCCAUCCCUCAAUCAUUUGAGAAGGAUGUGACUCGUCAACGCAAGGCAUUCUCCUGUGACUGGGGGAAGGGAGAAGUGAGGAGAAGCAUGAAGAAGGUGGGCAGGGGAAAACUCUCCUUCAACAAAUGUGGCAUUUCUGUGUACUUCAUCUCUCAUCCAGCAUAAAGGAACCAACAAUGCAAGCCUUGUAAGCUGCCAAUUAUGGCUCAAAGGAAAAGGCCGGGGAGUUGUGGGGGAAGCAGCAUGGCCACUCAAGGUCCAGCUUCCUGUCCUACACCUCGUCAUGCAGAGUCAUGUGAUCUAAAAGCCCUCCCUGCAAGACAACGCCCUCUCCACUACCACAAAGAGUCAUGUGACCUGAAAGCUCCCGCUCAUUCCUGUAAGGCACAAUAUUCCUCUCUGAAGCCCCAGGAAGGGGAUCACAGUUCCUCUCAAAAAGAUGCAGAGGUGGAAGGAAAGCAGUACAGCAACAACGAUGCUGACAUUGAACUGAAGAAUCAGCAUCCAGAAACCCCGCCCUUGCCCGAACAUAACCAUGAAGAUCAUGACGAGGCCGACUUCCAUGGGGGCGCUGAUAGUCUUGAUGAUGACUCCAGCUCUGACUACAUCAACAACUCCUCAGACGAUGAGGAAGACUAUGAUGAUGGACUGGCAGAGGAGGAUGAGGGUGUGACCUAUUACAUCCGCUACUGUCCAGAGGACGACAGUUACCUAGAGGGAAUGGAUUGCAGCAGCCAGGGAGAAUGCAAGGGUGGCUGUGCCAUGCAGCAAAGCAGAUCCCACCCCGAUGAAUGCCAGGAGGCUGUGGAAGAGUGGGGUGAGGAGCAGGAGGAGGCUGACGGCGAGGUUAGAGAAGAAGAGGAGUGGGCGGAAGAUGAGGAAGGAGAAGGGGCUGUCAGGGAUGAAUGGAGAGAAGAGCACGGGGAGGUGACAGAAGGGUGGAGAGACAGAGAUGAGGAGGUGCAAGAGGAGUGGAGGGAGGAGAGCCAGGUCAGGCAUGAGCAGUGGGUGGGGCGAGAGAGACAAAGGGUGGAGGAGUGGUGUGAGGAGGAGGGGGAGGUUCGCUGUGAGGUGGUGAAACAAGACCCAGAUGAACAGAUAUAUAACGGACGGCCAGAACCCAUCCUGGACCAUCACCACCACCAUCGCUAUCACCACCAGCCUGACAUGCAAGACACCUUACACACCUGUGGAGGUGACAAAGAGGAGGAGCAAGAUGCAGAAAGUGAAGAGUACAACCCAAAUGAGGAAGAGGACGACGAGGAUGGUGAAGAGGAGGAGCGACAUGGUCGAGCAUACACUGGAGACUACUAUGUCCCUGAAGACAAUGGCAACUCAGUGGUGGUUUCUUCAUAUAGUGGCCGUAAAGUCUUAGUGGUCGAAGGGGAAACGGGGGAAGAGGCUGAGGAAGACAUUGAUCAAAUAGUUGCUGAAGUAAAAAUGAGUAUGAGCAUGGGGAGCUUAAGCAGCGGCACUGACCAAAGUCCAGAGGAGUUGGCCCAGGACCCAGCCCCAAGCGUCUACUCUCACUCUAAGCCUGAGGCAGCCCCUUAUCCACCUCCUCAUCACCGCCAUGACAGUCGGCCCAAGUCCCUGAACCUUCCGUCCAUGCACCACAACAACCCUGACCUCCAGAGGGGUAUCAAGGCACAUCUGCGCUCCCCUGAAGACAGACAGAGAUGGGCUCAAGAGCAGGGCGGCAAUGGUGCAGAGCAACCAAGAAAACAGCAGCGAUCAGACCUUAAUGUUCCUCUGGAGAACAAUAAUGUGCCAGAGCCAACAAAGAAAGUUGCAUCUUUCCCCAGCUUUGUGGAUGUCCCGGGACCAUGUGAACCCGAAGACCUGAUUGAUGGAAUUAUUUUUGCUGCAAACUACCUGGGCUCCACACAGCUGCUUUCUGAGAGGAAUCCUUCCAAGAACAUACGCAUGAUGCAGGCUCAGGAGGCCGUCAGCAGGGUCAAGAGAGUACAGAAGGCUGCCAAAAUCAAGAAAAAGGCGAAUGCUGAUGGAGACACUCAAACUCUGACUGAGGUCGAUCUGUUCAUCUCCACCCAGAGGAUAAAAGUCCUCAAUGCAGACACACAAGAAACAAUGAUGGACAAUGCACUUCGCACAAUCUCCUACAUCGCCGAUAUUGGGAACAUCGUGGUUCUGAUGGCAAGACGCCGAAUGCCUCGAACGGCUUCGCAGGACUGCAUCGAAACUACCCCUGGAGCACCUGAGGCAAAGAAGCAGUACAAGAUGAUCUGCCAUGUGUUUGAGUCAGAGGAUGCCCAGCUCAUUGCUCAGUCCAUAGGUCAGGCCUUCAGCGUGGCCUACCAGGAGUUCCUCAGAGCCAAUGGAAUUAACCCAGAGGACCUGAGUCAGAAGGAGUACAGUGACAUCAUCAACACCCAGGAAAUGUACAAUGAUGACCUCAUUCAUUUCUCCAACUCUGAAAACUGCAAAGAGUUGCAGCUAGAGAAGAGCAAAGGCGAGAUCCUGGGGGUGGUGAUCGUGGAGUCCGGCUGGGGCUCCAUUCUGCCCACGGUCAUCUUGGCCAACAUGAUGAACGGAGCGCCGGCUGCUCGCUCUGGCAAGCUCAGCAUCGGAGACCAGAUCAUGUCCAUCAACAACACCAGCCUCGUGGGGCUGCCACUCGCCACCUGUCAGGGAAUCAUUAAGGGCUUAAAGAACCAGGUGCAGGUAAAAAUGAACAUUGUCAGCUGUCCCCCUGUGACCACCGUCCUUAUCAAGAGACCGGAUCUGAAAUAUCAGCUGGGUUUCAGCGUCCAGAAUGGCAUUAUAUGCAGUUUGAUGCGUGGAGGCAUUGCAGAGCGAGGGGGGGUCCGCGUGGGUCACAGGAUUAUCGAGAUCAACGGCCAGAGCGUGGUGGCCACAGCACACGAGAAGAUUGUUCAGGCCCUCUCAAACUCCGUUGGCGAGAUCCACAUGAAGACGAUGCCGGCAGCCAUGUUCAGGCUUUUAACAGGACAGGAAACACCCAUAUACAUAUAGAUGAAGAUAAACAACAGCCUGUAAGCAUCCGGAUUCUCAUCUUUCCGUGCAAAACCACACGCAGAGUGUCCACUGGCGGGAGGAUUACUCCUCUCUGACCAUUCGAAUCUCUGUUUCUAAUUUCUUUGAGCUGAUGACUUUCAUUUUUAAUCAUCACCCCCUUUUUACCCCAACCCCCCUGACAUGCAAAGGCCAUUUUAAUGACAAAACUCGCUUAAUCCAUCAGAGCUGAAGAGGCAGCGCGUGACAAAAUGAUGGUUGUCCUGUCUGUACUUUUUUUUUUUUUGUCUUUUGAGUAACGUUUUCGGAAUUUUCGUGAUGCAAUAUUUGAUUUUGACAUUUGCCUUUAUUUAUUUCCCAUGUAAAUACACAUUUAACUAACACUGGGGAGCGUGGAACGGCUGCGUUUGUAAAUAAUUCUUGAAGUUGCAGGCAGACAAAGCUCUGUCGUCAGGCGUGAAAACGACUUGCGUCUUUGAAUGUGCUGAGCUGUCGUGUUCAUCCAACCGACACCCACAGAGGGGGAUUAUGGGAGAAACGCCAUAUCCGUUUUUGAGUUACCACAUUUUAAGGCAAUACACAACUGCGACCUCUGAGCGGCGAGUCUUUUCUAAAUCUCAUGUACAAAAAUGCCGCUCGCCCAUAUAGCAGCAGUGAACAUGGCAGUAGUUAUGCUUUUGAUAUCAGGUCACAUGGAUGCCGUUUCUCUCGUGUGCUUACCCUCCACAUCCAUCUUUAUUGUUCUGACUGAUUCUCUCUUGGAGACUGGACUGUGAAUGUAACCGUGUUGUGUAUGAACUGUCUCAUUUCCACGAGCAGUAUUAAAAUGUCUGUGCAUAAAAGAGAACCUCGACUAGUAUUGUGCUAAUGAUGAGAAACCAGAACACACAGGUUUAACCACCGCUAUCAUUCCACUGGACACCGGCCCGCCAACAGAGAGCGCUGCGAAUCACACACACUGUGACAGAGAUGAUAAAAAAAAAAAAAGCCUUACCCCAGAGUGACGCUUUCACACCUCACUGUAGUACUUCUAACCGUAUGAACAUUAUCUGUGUGCAUGCCUCGUAAUCUAGUAUCAUGUCAUUGUGGCAAGAUAAUAAACGCUCAGUUGAACCUGU
Molecule: messenger RNA, 4204 nt
Organism: Oryzias latipes (Japanese medaka)
Lineage: Eukaryota; Metazoa; Chordata; Actinopteri; Beloniformes; Adrianichthyidae
Gene: apba2b
Product: amyloid beta (A4) precursor protein-binding, family A, member 2b
Biological process (GO): chemical synaptic transmission
Cellular component (GO): plasma membrane; cytoplasm; dendritic spine
Molecular function (GO): protein binding; amyloid-beta binding
Source: RefSeq, a predicted model, not a curated record